UCGGUACUCCGGCGAAAGGUUAAAGUACUCAUUGGGGUCCAGCGUCUUCGGCCGUGUAGCCAAGGGCGCCUCUCGGUAGUCCGCCAUGACAGUUCGGUCAAGCGCCUCCGCGAGAAGUGAUGAAGUCUCGCGUUGUUUGCGCGUCAUCGCCAUGGAAACGGAAACACUUUAGUUAACGUAAAAGAUAAUCGGACGUUUUUUAAGGUGACGUUUUUAAAUGUUGUGGUAGUGUGCUUUCUACCCCUUUCGGUCGGCAUGGAACACGAUGAUACUUUUGACUAUGAGGAGGAUGAUCUUGGUGAUGAUUAUUUGGCCGAAGAAGAAGAUUUAGAAGCCACAGUCCAAACUAUCCACGAGCGCGCGAGAAGAGUCCAGACCGCGUCUUCCGGCUUCGAACUUCCGGUCAGCGUGGAUGACUUCCUGCGCAGUUUUCUCACGCAAGUGGGGAUGACGGCCACCUUGGACUGUUUCCAGGCGGAGUGGACGGAGAUGACGCACUUGGGCCUGGUGGACCCCGGGCACGUGGGCACGGUCCCGGACAUUUACGUGCACAACCAGUGUUUGCACAACGAGCUGAAGAACGCGCUGCGGGAGAGGGGAGAGUACCGGCAGUCCGCGUCCGCCUCGGCCGACACGCUGGCCACGGCGCAGAAGGCGCGCGACGUGCAGCAGAUGCAGCACAAACGCGCGGGCCAGGAGAGAAGCAGACUGGUGGAGGAGACGAGGAGGCUGAAGGCUCAGUGCAAGGCGUACGAACCUGCCAUCAGGAGGAUGGAUGAGAAAUACCAGGCCGUCGUGCAGCAGACCAUGAAGCUGGCUCUGGAGAGGGACAAGAUUCUCAUGCACGUCAACCAGGAUCGAAGUCAACUUCGUGGCUGCAAGUCCUGCAGGGAGAUGAGGAAGCCACGGGUUGCGGACCACCGAGCCAGCAGGAAUAAGAAGGUGAAACAUUGGAGCAGAGGGAAGCCGAGCGACUGAGUUCGGCAUGACACAAAGCUUCAAAUGUGGAUUUUGGAGACAAGCUACUUCGACAUAAAUGGCGUGCUUACCCCCAAAUAUUCCGGAAAAAAACGUCCCUGGCCAGCUGGACUGGACGAACAACUGUCCAUUGAGUGAAUCACACUUUAAUAUCACUCAUGAUACACGCAGCACGUCAUGCGUGUUAAUACAACUACAGUGUGGCUAGCUGUGUACAAACAAAACGUGAAAUGCGGGCUAAUACUUUACAUAUACUGUAAUAUGACUGUUCAUGUUUUUCAGUCAGUACAGAUUGGUGUCUGAUGUUUUGUGCUGACUUGGAAGCUAGCUUAUCUCUUGCUGUAGUUAGCUUUUACGGCUAAUACUGUUAUGAUCCGCUGCCCGGAUCAUAUUCUGUUUACGUUUUCGAGGCACUUGUGUUUUCUGUUAGUUUUGGACUCCUUGAGUUCCUGUUUAUGCACCUGCGUUUGGUACCAUGGCUACUUAUUAUUUUCACCUGCCGCCUGUGUUCCGGACGCGCACCUGUUUGUCAUCACUGACAUUAUUUAAGCCUGCCUUUUCCAGUC
Molecule: messenger RNA, 1544 nt
Organism: Entelurus aequoreus (snake pipefish)
Lineage: Eukaryota; Metazoa; Chordata; Actinopteri; Syngnathiformes; Syngnathidae
Product: sperm-associated antigen 16 protein-like
Exons: 2
Coding region: 256-978 (240 amino acids)
Biological process (GO): axoneme assembly
Cellular component (GO): axonemal central apparatus
Source: RefSeq, a predicted model, not a curated record